Molecule: messenger RNA, 741 nt
Organism: Radiomyces spectabilis
Lineage: Eukaryota; Fungi; Mucoromycota; Mucoromycetes; Mucorales; Radiomycetaceae
Product: cytidylate kinase
Exons: 3
Coding region: 1-741 (246 amino acids)
Biological process (GO): nucleobase-containing small molecule interconversion
Cellular component (GO): cytosol
Molecular function (GO): ATP binding
Source: RefSeq, a predicted model, not a curated record
AUGUCUCGCAUGUUUCGUGUGGCUAUUGACGGGCCUGGAGCGUCUGGAAAAAGUACUACCGCCAAACUGCUCGCGAAAAGGCUUGGCUUCUGCUACAUUGACUCCGGUGCCAUGUAUCGUGCCGUGACGUUAAAAUGCCUGGAGCAAGGUAUUAAUCCGAACGAAGCCAAACAUAAUGAUGAAAUCGGUGAAUUGACUGCCAAUAUGAAAAUCCGAUUUCCGUCAUUUGGUGUCACUGAAAUGGAUGGACGCGAUGUGAGUGAGUUGAUUCGUCGUUCCGAUAUUGUGCGUCAUAUUAGCCCGAUUGCUGCAAAUCCGCGGGUACGAGAAACGUUGGCGGAACAACAGCGAGCAUUAGCACGAGGCGAUCUUGGGGAAAUGGGCCAAGGGUCGACGAUUCCCGGCACGAGCACUCAUAUUCAAGGCGUGGUGAUGGAUGGUCGUGAUAUUGGCACUGUGAUUUUACCCGACGCUGAGCUAAAGGUGUUUUUGAUUGCUGAUCCUUAUAUUCGAGCAAAACGACGAUUUGAUGAAAUGGUCGCCAAAGGCCAGACCUCGGAUUCCUUGGAAGAUAUUGUCCGUGAUUUGAAAGCGCGUGAUGAAGCCGAUCGUACACGAACCAUUUCGCCUCUCAAAAAAGCCGACGAUGCCGUCGAACUCGAUACCAGCCACUGCAGCAUCGCAGAUCAAGUAGAAGCCAUUCAAAAAAUGGUUUAUGAACGAGCGAAAAAGUUGUACUGA